ACGAGUUGUGUGACAACUUCUGCCAGAGAUAUAUUAGUUGUCUCAAGGGAAAGCUGCCAAUGAAUCUAGUGAUUGAAGAGAGGAACCCUAAACCAGGAGAUCUUGAAGAGAGUAACGACAGCAGUGGCAGUGGUGGAGAAGGAUGCUAUGUUAACCUAAGUGUAGCUAGAAGAAGGAGGAGUUUAGCAGGGCUAAAUAAUGAACUUUUGACGAAUCAGUGGCCUGAGUCACAUUCCCUAAGUUCCUAUGGAGGCAGUAUGGAUGGGGCUCGAUCGCCGAUUGAGUCUACGGGUACACCAGGAUCUUUUUCACAGCAGCCAUCUUCACAUCUAAUCUUGGACAACCAUAAUGAAACUUGUAAGCAAAAUAUUUCAGAUUAUAAAUUUUGUACAAGUUGUCUAAUUACAAACCUAGUACAAACGUUCAGAUUGCGCCUGCAGUUUGAAAAAUAUUAAGAAUAUGGAAAACCUCAGAUGAUACGACCGUUCAAUUAGGUUUACAUACCAGCACUAUUAGGAGUGCCCAUCGUUACAGAAAAUAUCAGAUGACUCACCUGUUCCGUUAGGUUCCCCUU
Limulus polyphemus (Atlantic horseshoe crab) is the source of this 574-nucleotide messenger RNA. RefSeq lists its product as uncharacterized. NCBI's taxonomy places the organism in Eukaryota, Metazoa, Arthropoda, Merostomata, Xiphosura, Limulidae. The transcript has 2 exons. The record is from RefSeq and is a predicted model, not a curated record. The coding region runs from base 60 to 455 and encodes 131 amino acids.